AUGGCGGUGAAUAUGUUUCACUCGAAGAGAGUGUACAAUUGGUACAUCUCAAUAGUCGCCGCGGCGUGUAUGGUGUUAUACGGCUACGAUGCCUCUGUUUUCAACUCGGUCCAAGGCUCUGCAAACUGGAAAGCAUGGUUUGAUCAUCCUAGCACCAACCUUGUCGGCACAAUCACCACCGUCUACUCCGUCGGAGCCAUCGUCGGUGGUUUCUUCUUCGGAGGACCCAUUGCCGAUUAUUUUGGCCGUAAAGUCGGCAUGGGUAUUGGUUGCGUGUUUGUUAUCGUCGCCACUUUCUUGCAAUGCUUUGCUCCGUAUCACAAUAUUGGAUGUUUCUUGGCUGGAAGAUGUCUUAUCGGUAUUGGGCAGGGUAUUGCAUUGACUUCCGGUCCAAUUUACAUUGGAGAACUCGCUCCUCCGCAUAUCCGUGGCAAAAUUAUGACCCUAUGGCAGACGUUCUAUUCUGUCGGAUCAUUCAUUUGCUUCUGGGUCAAUUAUGGCUGCACAAGGCAUGUUGCGAGCCUCGGUGAAUGGGACUGGAAGAUGGUUGUCAUUUUCCAGCUCAUGGUCCCCAUCAUCAUUCUCGUUUUGUUGCCAACGAUUCCUGGCACACCACGAUGGUACAUCCAGAGACACAAUGAUAUCGACAAGGCCCGAAACGCCUUGCGUAGCGUCCGCGAGACGGAGGAGGAGGUCGAGGAAGAACUUACCCACAUUCGCGGAGCCUUGGAAUACGAAAAGGAGGCCAUUUCCAGCACAUACAGUGCCCUCUGGAAGGACAAGUCUAUUCGCAAACGUCUGCUUUUGGCAUUGGUGAUCAACGCCGGACAGCAAUUGACUGGACAAGGAUCUUUGAACUCCUACUCUACCAUCAUCUACCAGAAGGUCUUCAAUUCUGCCAGUCAAAUUGCGCUGAUUAAUGCUUUGAACGCCACAUUCGGUAUCUUGUUCACACUCAAUGCUAUCUGGAUGGUUGAUCGAUUUGGUCGCAAAUUCCUUCUGAUCGUUGGUGGUAUUGGCAUGGGUCUGAUCAUGAUCAUUGUGGCAUCAGUCGAAACUCAAACUCCAAACACACCUAGUGGAGCUAAAACGGAAUCCGUUGGUAUCGCGCUGGUAUUCUUACUGUUCUUUUUCAUCUUCUUCUACAAACCUUCCUGGGGAGCCACAGUCUGGAUCUGGACAUCAGAGAUCUUCUCCAUGAAUGUUCGCGCUCAGGCAGUUGGAAUGGCCUCGCAGACCCAAAACGUCGCCAAUACCAUCUUCCAACAAUUCUUCCCAACCUUCCUCAGCCACGAUGGAUUCUACGCAUUCUACUUCUUCGCUGGAAUCAAUAUCCUUCUUGCCAUCUUCGUGUUCUUCUUCAUCCCAGAGACCAAGAAUGUUCCCUUGGAAGAGAUUGAUGUUUUGUUCGGUGGGGCAAACCAUUCUUCCCAGGGAGAGAACAUGUUAGCGGAGAGCAAGUUGCAGGGAGCGACUCAUGUUGAGCAUUUGCCUGCAAGCAAGGGAUCUCAUGUUGAGAAUUCAGCGGUUUAA
Molecule: messenger RNA, 1533 nt
Organism: Talaromyces marneffei
Lineage: Eukaryota; Fungi; Ascomycota; Eurotiomycetes; Eurotiales; Trichocomaceae
Exons: 4
Coding region: 1-1533 (510 amino acids)
Biological process (GO): transmembrane transport; carbohydrate transport
Cellular component (GO): membrane
Molecular function (GO): carbohydrate:proton symporter activity
Source: RefSeq, a predicted model, not a curated record